Messenger RNA from Ruditapes philippinarum (Manila clam), 1863 nucleotides. RefSeq lists its product as uncharacterized. The transcript is spliced from 2 exons. Lineage: Eukaryota; Metazoa; Mollusca; Bivalvia; Venerida; Veneridae. The record is from RefSeq and is a predicted model, not a curated record. Bases 469 to 1863 code for a protein of 464 amino acids.
UAUGACACAAUUCAAUCCACGUCAGUAACAAUGGAAAUGACAUAUUUCUUUUUAGAUUCAACUCUUUAUAGAUAAAGUUCGUGUACUCACAAUCAAAGAACGUACAUAUACGUCAAUGUUGAUAUUUCAAGUAAAUGUGUAUGAAAAAUCCAUGCUAGCAAAUAUUAAUAACGAAUGUACUUUUAUCAGCUAGCACAAAGAAGUGUCGAACAGUGCUUUAUGUUCUGUUACUGAUAUAUGGGCUAUAUAGGGUAUCUCUUAUGAUCUAAUAAUUGUUAAGUCACAAUUGCUAAUGUUUCAGUUCCUACCUCGGAUACCAGUGUUUCUCAAGCUGGUCUAAUAGCUGGGCUGGUAGUCUUAUUUAUCAUCCUACUUGGGGCGGGCGGGGCCGCGAUUGGUUACUACAUAUAUACCAAGAAGUUUAAAAAGAUCGAUCCGGAGAAGCAAGUGAUUGAUAAAGAGAAAACCAUGGACAGCAAAGAUUCUCGUGCACUCGAUACUGUGACGCCAAGCGUCGUAAAAACGGAUAUGACGUCGCCUAGAAAUGGCGGCUCACAUGGGAAACGCCGACACAAGCGCAUUGGUAUCAAGAAAGUCGACGGCCCUGCAGUACCUCUUCCCCCUGUCAAAAUAAAAUCAAGAUAUCGUAGAAACUUUGCCUCAAAAUCCUUAAUCACCCCAAGAGAUAUCCGACCACCUACAAGAAAACAGUCAGAUGUAGGUAAUAAACAACCUGAUCAGCAACCUGAUGAUAAUCGCGAUAAUGCACCAAUUGUCGACACUGCACCACCUGAUUUACAAUUAGCUCUCGCACGAGAAGACACAUUUACAGGACAAUCUAGAUGUAGCACAGCAUUUGAAGAUAAAAUCGAAUUCACUCUUCAAAAAGAAAAACCAAACCUUUCAAUAAAGAGCAUAAAACGCCCAUCAAAGAGUAGACAGUCUAGUAUAAUACAAAAUAGCGCCAGGAAACUAAAUUCAAGGCAAAGCAUUAAGAGUCGAAAUGGAAAGAAAGAACCAAACAGUGCAAGGUCUUCACAGAAGAAUAUUGGCUUGACAGUUAAGUCGCUCCAAAGCGAUAAGAAUAGCUACGUUAAACAUGCUAAAGCUGUUUAUAAAGACAGAAAUGUGAUAUACAGAAAGAAAAUUAAACUAAAAGGAAAAAUUAAGAAGAAAAAAUCAAUAAAAUCGGCAACAAGCAUAAAGCUUGAUAAGAUAACAAAAGAAGACAUUAUUGGAAAGCCAAAGGAAAUUUCUGAAGAAAAAACUGUAAAAGAUAUUCAUGUUUGUCCGGAAUGUACAAUAGAAGAUAUUACAGAUAAAGUACCCGAUAAAAUUCAGAAUGAUGAAAGUGAGAAGCCAAUUGUAGAAAUUAAAGAAGCAUUUAUUGAAAAACCUGAAGAACCUCCUACACCUGUAGACGUGUUACCGGUAACUAGUCCAAAGUCAGCUGAUGAAAAUUUCUUUAUGUGUUCAAAUGAUGAGGACAACGAGUAUGCUGAAUUCAUGGAAAAAAGAAAGAAAGAACAGGAAAUGAUAGAAAGGGCAGAAAAACAAAAGUAUUUAAAUUUUUCAAUGAACUUAGUUAAAAGUAUUCCAAAAGUUUCAAAGAAAAGUAAGGUAAAUAAAUCUUCCGAUAAAAAUCCAAUAACAUCGUUGAUGCAAAAUGUGGAGUCGUUUGCUCGAUUUAGUGUUCUCCGUAAAAAGUUUUCAUUGAAAAGCAAAAAUGACGUUUCGAAGGAGAGAAAAGAAGCGGUGAUAGAACAGAAAGUAUUAACACAAGUUUACUUCAACUAUAAUUUAAAAUCCAAAUCUAGACUACAACUUCGACGCCAACGCACAAGACCGUCUGUUGUUUUUUAA